AUGAUCAUCAAGAAGCGAAGGCUUGAAGGAAAACUGGUGGAGACUACUCUGUUGAAUUACGACAGAGCAGUACCCCCCGAAGAAAGUUUGAAGAUGGUUUGCGGAGCGUUCUACUUACCCAAAGACAACGAGCUGAAGCCCGAAGGCGAGGACGCUCACUUUAUUUGUUCGGAGAAGCAGGCCAUUGGCGUGGCUGAUGGUGUCGGUGGUUGGGCUAAAAAGGGUGUGGACGCCGGCGAGUACGCGCGAGAACUCAUGAACAAUGCUUUCAUCGCGAUUCAGCAACAACCCGAUGGAGUUCUGGAUCCAAAAAGGGUUUUAAACGAAGCUUUCUUGAACACCGAGGCCGAAGGUUCAUCCACAGCUUGCAUUGCAAUGCUCAAGGACAAUAUCUUGCAUUCUGUCAACGUGGGAGACAGUGGAUUUCUGAUUUUCAGGGACAAUAGGCUUUUGUAUCAGUCGCCGACACUGCAACACUACUUCAAUUGUCCGUAUCAGUUGGGAAACAGCAAGACAUGUGAUCGGCCAAGUUCAGCUGAAGAGACAACAGUCCCGGUCGUCCCAGGAGACAUCAUAGUUCUUGGCACGGAUGGGCUCUUAGACAACGUGUACCCAACAGAAAUCGAGGAGGUUCUAAAGGAGAAAACUUUAGAAGGUGUAGUCGACCCUUGGCAAUUGGCUUUAACUAUUGCAGUAGACUUGGCGUUUUAUAACUCGAUGGACAAAUGUAGUUGCAGCCCAUUCGCAAGAGCGGCUCAGUUGGCAGGGCAGAAGCACAUCGGGGGAAAGAUCGAUGAUAUUACGGUUGUCGUUGCGCAAAUUGUAUCACAAAAUUAG
Molecule: messenger RNA, 837 nt
Organism: Alnus glutinosa
Lineage: Eukaryota; Viridiplantae; Streptophyta; Magnoliopsida; Fagales; Betulaceae
Product: probable protein phosphatase 2C 55
Exons: 1
Coding region: 1-837 (278 amino acids)
Source: RefSeq, a predicted model, not a curated record